CACCAGGCACUCAUUUGAGGCUGAGUGGACCUAGGAGGAGACCCAGGAUCGGUUUGGCUCACGGCCCAACUGAACCCAGGUCGUAGCUGGGCCCGCAGCGCCAACCACUGCGCCACCGCUCCCCACACCUUCCCCUACCCAAGAUGGCGACUGUCUUCCCCCCACCAAAGAUGGCGACAGGUUCGCUCUCCCCCAUACCCAAGAUGGCGACAGGCUAGCUCUCCCCUAUCCAAGAUGGCGAGUCUUCCCCCCUACCCAAGAUGGCGAGUUUCUCUCUCCCCCCUUAUCCAAGAUGGCGACAGUCUCCCCCAUCUAUUCCCCGCCGCCACCUUCAACGUUACACCCAACAUCAGAAUCGCCCCUCAUCGAUUCCCAUCCGAUUCCCACCACCUCCCCUAACGUUACACCAAACGUCCGAAUCGAUUUGUUAUUUAAACUCAACAUGAGAAUCGUUAACAAUUUAAAUCGACCUUCGCCCUCCACCCCCCCCGCCUGAUGGAGGUCGCCGCAGCCCGGGGCGACCCCGCGGGUUGCCCCGGAGGGUCCGGGGCCUCGCCCGGAGGGUCCGGGGCCUCGCCCGGAGGGUCCGGGGCCUCGCCCGGAGGGUCCGGGGCCUCGCCCGGAGUGUCCGGGGCCUCGCCCGGAGGGUCCGGGGCCUCGCCCGGAGGGUCCGGGGCCUCGCCCGGAGUGUCCGGGGCCUCGCCCGGAGGGUCCGGGGCCUCGCCCGGAGGGUCCGGGGCCUCGCCCGGAGGGUCCGGGGCCUCGCCCGGAGUGUCCGGGGCCUCGUCCGGAGUGUCCGGGGCCUCGUCCGGAGUGUCCGGGGCCUCGCCCGGAGGGUCCGGGGCCUCGCCCGGAGUGUCCUGGGCCUCGCCCGGAGGGACCGGGGCCUCGCCCGGAGGGUCCUGGGCCUCGCUCCUCGACUCGCACCGAGGCCGCGACUCGCUCCUGCGGGCCCUGUGCCACGGGGCUCGCCUCGCUGGAGGCCUUCUCCUCGUCCUGCCAGACACUCCACCACCAUCAUCAUCAUCAUCACGAUCAUCAUCACCACCACCACCAUCACGAUCAUCACGAUCAUCAUCACCACCAUCAUUAUCAUCAUCAUCAUCACCACCAGCAUCACCACCACCAUCACCACCAUCACCUCACCACCAUCCUCCUGCUGCUGCUGUUGCUGCUCCGCUCUCGCGGUCCGCCUUGGGCCCCGCGCUGCUGGGGGCCAGCGAGGAGCUGGGCCGAGCCCGCGUGGCCCUCCGCCUGCUGGGCCACGCGGCCACUCUCAGAGAGGCCGCCGCCUACCGCCUGGGACAGCCGCACGAAGACACGCUUGUCCGCGCGCUGUCUGUGCUGUCCCACUGCGUGGACUGCCUGUUCGUCCCCAUGGAGACGGGCGCGUGGGCGGCCGACCUUGGCCUACUUCUCCCCCAGAGCCUCGCGCAGAGACUCUGGGGGCUCAGCGCUGCCGUCUGGGCUAUAGGCCUGGCGCUGGAUCUGGCGCGAUCAGCUCGUAAGUUGGUUCUGUUGUCUCGUGAGCGGCGAGAGAUGGAGAGAGACGGAGACCCAGAGAGCCACGUGCUGGCUCUGCGUGGCCGUGCUCAGGCUGAGUGGAUCCGCGUGGUGGCCGGUGCGGCCGACCUGGCGAGCGCCGUGCACUGGCUGGGUCCCCCGGGUGUGGCCGGCCCCCUGUGGAGCGGCCGGCUCCCCCACUGGGCCCUGGGGGCCCUGGGCUGCGUCUCCUCUGCAGUGAUACUCCACGGACUGCUGGCUCGGGGGGGGGUCUAGCAGCUGGGGGGGUUUAGAGGGCCUCAUUCAUUCCCGGCCAUAUACGAUGCUGCUUAGUUUGUGCACUCACCCACUCACCUACACACUCACCUACACACUCACCUACACACUCACCUACACACAAACCUACACACUCACCCACUCACCUACACUCACCCA
Molecule: messenger RNA, 1938 nt
Organism: Petromyzon marinus (sea lamprey)
Lineage: Eukaryota; Metazoa; Chordata; Hyperoartia; Petromyzontiformes; Petromyzontidae
Source: RefSeq, a predicted model, not a curated record